AUGCAAGAUUUAAAAUACGAAAAUGAGGAGCUGAAAUAAUAAUUAAAAUAAUUGCAAAUAACAUAUAAUUCAUUAAGAUAAGAACUUGAAGUAUAUAGAGUUAACAUUUAACAAUAUGAUAAAGAAAAAUAGUAAUUAAUGGAAGAAAAGAACAAAUUAGAAAAAUAAAGUAAUUAAGAAAAACAUAAUGAUUUUGAAAAGAAAAUUAAAUCUAUCAUAGAAAGAUUGCCAUGUCAGAUAUAAAUGAAAAGUCUAAGGCAAAUUUCAAAUUCUACAAUCCAAAAGGCAAAGGGUGUUAUAAAAGAUAUAGCUUAAGAAUAUAAAAAUGCAUACAAAUAGGAUUAUCAUAAAAUCUAAAGUGGCAACUAUUAAUCUUUAUUUGAGUCCUUUUAUAUAAUUGGAGUUAAGAAUGAAAAGCUUGAUUAAAAUAAAGUUGAUAAAUUGAAGCCCAAAUUUUUAUACAAAUAAUAUAAAAAUGAUAUAAAUGCAGAAGAAAGAAAUAAUUUAAAGUCUGUUGAGUCUGACAUUAAAGAAAUUUUUGAAAGUAAUUUUCUAUAAGUUGAAAAAUUGGAUAAUGAUUAGAGAAUUAAAGAGAAAAUUUUUGAGUAUUCAUUUAUUUUAUAUGUAGAUUUCUUUGUUAAAUAAAUGAAUAAGAUUUGAUGAAUAAUUUCUUUUUUAUGAAUUUGAGGGGUGCUGAAAAUGUAUUUGAUAAUUUUGUUCCAAAAAAUAUGAAAUUAAUAACAGAAGUUAAUAACCAAAAAUAAUUAUUUAUGUUUGUAUUAGGUGUUGACGAUUUUAUGACUAGUUUUAUAGAAGGUCGAUUUAAAUUUUGGAAAAUUAAGAAAUAUUAUUGUAUUUUGACAUAUUUCCCAAUUUUUGAGAUAUUUGAAAAGGUUUUAUAAUUUGUUGGCAGUAUUUUUAUAUUUAUUAUAUAUUAGAUAUCAUUCAAACUAAAAGAAUCAAUUUAUAUAACUAAUUUUAAUAAUAAGAAAAUUAAUAUAGAUUAGAAAUAUAAUUUAAGCAAAAAAUAUAUUAAGAUAUCGAUUCUUUAAAUAUAAUUCAUGUAUUUUAAUUAUUUAAUCUAUUAGACAGCUAAAGAAUAAAUCUCAAGUUAUUUAUCAGAAUUAUCUAAACAAUAACUCAAUUAUGAUUAAACAAAGUUAGAUUUUCAUUUUCAAAGUAAUUUACUAAUCAAAAAAGAUGAAAAACUUCAAUAAAAUCUUACAUACAUAGUUACUAAUGAAAUAAGAAUAACAAAUAUGCUUAAAGCUACACAUUUAGUGAUGUAGAUUUUUUGCAAUUAAUAGCUUGGGUUUUUUAAUAUAUUAGCAGAAGUUCUAAAGGAAGGAUAAAUUAUAUUUUGUGGCCAAAAUAAAAGCAUUUUAGUCUAAGUUUGCUACUUCUUUCAUUAAAUAAUUUACCCAUUUAUUUAUAUCGAACCUGCUGUGUACUAUACCUCAAUAGAUGUAGUAGAUUAAUUGUUAAAAUAAGAAAUGUCUUUUAUUGUUGGAAUAAAUAAUAGUUAUAAUUAAUUGAUAUAGGAUUUAAAAGGAAAAAAUUAAGAAUACCUUUAAUAUAACACUAUAACAAUUGUCGAAUUGUGUAAUAAUAUGACAGCUAAUAUUCACUAACUUCCUCCUAGAGAUACUCAAUAAAUAAAAUAACUAUUUUCUGAUAAUCGAUUUUAAGAGAUUCUUUAAAAUUAUACACCAGCCUCAAAACUUUCAACUGAAAAAUGUUAAAAUUUGUUAUCAAUUAUUAAGAGUAAAAUAGAGAAAGAUUGUUUAUUGAAUAUUCUACCAGAUCAAAAUUAAAAUUUUGUUUUCAAUAAUUAAUUGAAUACUGAGCUUAUAAAAAAGUUUAUGAAUGACAAUCUUAGUGGCAAUAACAAUAGAGCUUUUAUCAUGCAAUAUAUUUUUUAUUGCAUAUAUUUUUAAACAUAUUUGAAAGAUAAGUACAAAUGUAGCUUUGAUUGA
Paramecium pentaurelia is the source of this 1976-nucleotide messenger RNA. The record is from the annotation of a GenBank genome assembly. Lineage: Eukaryota; Ciliophora; Oligohymenophorea; Peniculida; Parameciidae.